UGGACUUCCGGUGUGGAUGUUGUGGCGGCGCCAUCUUGCCUGCAGUAGGGUGCCUCUCCCCAUUUGUGUCUCGCGACCCCCCCAGGGGGUCCCGACCAUAGACUGUAAAGACCAUAGACUGUCCCGACCCACACUUUGGGAAGCCCUGGGCUAACUGAUUUCUUUACUACAUGAUAUCUCGUGCGCAAAAAGAUGGAUUCAAGCGAGGACGGGGGCCUCAGUGUUGGGGGCUCAGUGGGAGAGGAGAACUACUUCCUUGGAUACACCUUCACCGACCGCUCCCACUCCAGCCGUGUGGUGAAGAGCAUCAUGGAUCUUUGUCUGGAGGAUGGCUUGUUUGCUGAUGUCACCAUCACCGUGGACAGCAAAGAGUUUCACCUGCACAGGCUUGUGCUCUCUGCACAGAGCAGUUUCUUUCGCUCCAUGUUCACCUCCAACCUCAAAGAGUCCCACAACCGUUCUAUUGAGCUGAAGGAUGUCGGUGCCACUGUCUUUCAGCUGCUGGUUGACUAUAUCUAUCACGGUACGAUUAAACUGAGGGUGGACGAUCUGCAGGACACCUAUGAGAUGGCAGAUAUGUACCAGCUGACUGCGCUCUUUGAGGAAUGCUCCCGUUUCCUCUCAAGGACAGUCGAGGUCAAGAACUGCCUCCAGGUGAUGUGGCUCGCGGACAGACACAGUGACCAGGAGUUGUAUACUGCAGCUAAGCAUUGUGCUAAAAUCCACCUUACCCAGCUGCAUCAGACUGAAGAAUUUCAGAACCUGCCUCUCUGUCUGCUCUUGGACAUCAUCAAAGAUGGAGUUCCGAGCUCCCAGAAUCCAACCUUGGCCAUCGAGUCAUGGAUAAACCACAACAAGGUGGAAAGAGAAGAGUUUUCUUGUAUCCUUCAAGAAAAUCUGAAGGAAAUAGGUGAGAACGUCCACAUUUACCUGAUUGGUAAAGAAGAGACGAGGACUCAUUCCCUGGCUGUGUCACUUCACUGUGAUGAGGACGAUUCCAUCAGCGUGAGUGGACAGAACAGUUUGUGUCAUCAAAUUACUGCGGCCUGUAAACAUGGAGGUGACCUGUAUGUGGUUGGGGGGUCCAUCCCUCGCCGCAUGUGGAAGUGCAACAUGCACACCAUGGACUGGGAGCGCUGCGCCCCACUGCCCAGAGACCGCUUACACCACACCAUGGUCUCUGUCUCCACAGAGGACGCUAUCUACUCGCUAGGAGGCAAGACACUACAGGACACUCUUUCAAAUGCUGUCAUCUUCUACACAGUGAAGGACAACAUGUGGACAGAAACCAGCCAGCUGGACACUGCAGUGUCAGGGGCUGCUGGGGUUAACUUGGGAGGUACUAUCUAUCUGCUCGGAGGGGAAGAGAAUGACAUGGACUUCUUCACGAAGCCAUCUCGACUUAUUCAGUGCUUUGACACUGCCUCUCAGAAGUGUCAGAUCAAACCUUACAUGCUGCCGUUCGCUGGCUGCAUGCACGCUGCGGUUCACAUGGAUGUUAUCUUCAUCGUGGCAGAGGGAGACUCCCUGGUGUGCUACAACCCUCUGCUGGAGAGCUUCACCCGCCUGCGCUUCCCAGAAGUGUGGAGCUGCGUUCCUUCAUUGUGGAAGGUGGCCAGCUGUAAUGGCUGCAUUUACGUCUUCAGGGACAAAUGUAAGAAAGGGGACGCAAACACAUUGAAGUUUAACCCAGCUACAUCUGUGGUCUCUGUCAUCAGAGGGAUAAAGAUCCUCCUCACAAACUGGCAGUUUGUUCUGGCCUGAACUCUCUUCGGGAUGUUCACAGUGUGGUCUUUGAAAUCAGCACAGAGAAUCAGGGAGGACUGCUGGAUAACUGACCAUGACUGUACUGUUCAAACAUCCUGCCCUUUAUUUGUUUACUUAACUUGUUUCUGACUUCAUUAUCAGAGCAGUAAAUACAGCUCAGUGUGUGUGUGUGUGUGUGUGUGUGUGUGUGUGUGUGUGUGUGUGUGUGUGUGUGUGUGUGUGUGUGUGUGUGUGUGUGUGUGUGUGUGUGUGUGUGUGUGUGUGCCACUUUGUCGUCUCAUUGUGAAUCUCUUUAACACUUUGUAGUGAUGCUGUAACCAGUGAUGAAAUAAUCGACAUUGUGUCCUGUGCACUGCUUUUUUUUUGAUACGCAUGAACAACUUUACUGAACAUAAAACUCAGAAAAUGUAAUGAUGUCAAACAUGCAUCAACAUGUUUUCAGACUUUAUAAUCAUUCCAUUUCUUGUCCAAAGAUUGUAUUUUUUGAUGUACAUGUUCAUGUUAAGAUGUCAAAUAUACAUGUAUCACAGUAGCUACAA
Molecule: messenger RNA, 2306 nt
Organism: Notolabrus celidotus (New Zealand spotty)
Lineage: Eukaryota; Metazoa; Chordata; Actinopteri; Labriformes; Labridae
Gene: kbtbd4
Product: kelch repeat and BTB (POZ) domain containing 4
Exons: 5
Coding region: 193-1764 (523 amino acids)
Molecular function (GO): protein binding
Source: RefSeq, a predicted model, not a curated record